AUUGCUGCCAACGACACUAGAGAUUUAACUGAAGAAAUGACCUACGAGGCACAGUCAACAUCAUUUCCAGUAACCGAUCCUAGCCUAGAGGAACUGCUGUGGAACCUCGAUCUAAGCGAAUUCCAAUCACCCGUGGAUGAUUCAAUCCCUGCUCCAGACCAUUGCGUCUUAGAUGCAAAAUGCAGAGCAAUUAUAAGCAAUGUGAAAUCUUUUUUUGAGGAAUUGAAGAGGCGAUUGGGCAAGAAAUGCACGGGCACGAUAUUCAACGCCCCGACACAACUAACUGCUGUCGCCUGUGGUGUUUCCAAACGCCUGGCCAGCAGUAUCCAAACAGGGCCUGAAUACAUCCGUAAGCCAAUACCUUACACACACGUGCGCCCUCAGUGGGGGCGCGAACUUCGAAGGAAAGAAGCCCUAAGGAAGUACAGUGGGGAAUGGGGGUCCGUCAUACGCCACUUUGUACAUGCAAAGUUCAGGAAUGAAGUGAGUGUGACGGUGGCAGACUUAUGGAAUGAAAUGAAGGAAACUUACCCCACAUUCCCCCUGUCACAAACCACGUUCUAUUACCUCCUAAGAGGUCUGGGCUUCACCUAUCGAAUAAAUGAUGGCCAAAGAUACAUUUUUGAAAACCCAAGCAUUGUGGAUAAGAGGGCUAGGUUCCUCACUAAGGUAGAGCAGGCAAGGCGAGAGAACCACCUCAUCGUUUAUCUUGAUGAAACUUGGGUUUAUGAUAGUAUGACGAGAAAAAGGGGGUGGAAUGACGAUACAAUCCCCCAAUUCGCCCCCGCUUCAACAAUGGAGGAGUUUUCCUGUGGCAAAACGCAUGCGAAAAACAAAGGAAAACGAGCCAUUGUAAUUGGCGCCAUGAGUGAGGAAGGCAUCAUCGCGGGUUGUACACGAGUGAUCUUCAGCGGCCAGGGAUUGAUCGAAGACGAUCACCAUGGCGAUAUGAACCAUGCGGUAUUCGAAGAAUGGUUAAGGGAUUCGCUCCCAUACAUGCUGAAUGCCGCCGCGGAUAGGUGCUUAUCCAUAGUUAUGGAUAAUGCACCUUAUCACUCACGUGCUUUAGAGAAGGUGAUUGUUCGUAUUUAG
This is a messenger RNA of Cylicostephanus goldi, 1092 nucleotides long. NCBI's taxonomy places the organism in Eukaryota, Metazoa, Nematoda, Chromadorea, Rhabditida, Strongylidae. The record is from the annotation of a GenBank genome assembly.